UCUGAGUUGGUGAGUGUGAGCUUUCAACAUGGCAGAGGUGUCUGCGCUGAACAGGAAAACAAUUCAAACCUUGGCUGAAACUUUGUCUAAACAAGUUAAACACUUUAACAAAACUGAAGCAGAGUGCCUGAUCUGGCUGUUUAAUACACUGCUGGGAGAACAGAUUGAGAGCAAAGAAACUCAUGGACUGGACCGGGGACACUAUCGCAACAUCUUACACAAUACAUUCGGGCUGACCGAUGAUAUGCUUCUGGACCGAGUUUUCCAUGUAUUUGACAAAGACAACGAUACCUACAUCAAUGUUAAAGAGUGGAUAGAAGGACUAGCAGUCUUACUCCGAGGGACACUGGAUGAGAAAAUAAAAUUCUGUUUUGAGGUGUACGACCUGAACGGGGAUGGCUACAUAUCACGGGAAGAAAUGUUCCACAUGCUGAAGAACAGCCUGAUCAGACAGCUGACUGAUGAAGACCCCGAUGAAGUAAUUAAGGAACUUGUGGAAAUAAUACUAAAGAAAAUGGAUCACGACCAUGACAACAGACUUUCAUAUUCAGACUUCGAAAAGACUGUGAUGGAUGAAAAUCUGUUUUUAGAGGCUUUUGGAUCUUGUCUUCCUGAUGUAAAGUGUGUGCAGGCGUUUGAGCAACAUGCAUUUCAGGACACACUGGGGCCUGAAAUCACUAAAAUACCUUCAUAACAAGGUUUUAAAACCUUGUAAAUUCAGCUCCUGUACAAUGUGUUACUCUGUAGGAAUCGGUAGAAUGUGAUAUUUAAAUUCUUCUCCGAGGCUUUGCGGUGGUGGUCUUUGUCUCUGUGGGAAUUGAUGAAACCUGACAAAAAAAAUAAAUAAAUAAAAUAUUAAAGUAAAUUUUUUUAGAUUUCAGCAACCAGCACAACUGACUUCUUUCCAUCACAUGCAUGAAACUGAUCUAUCGACAUAGAUACACUCACACACGUUAAUAUAAUUUGAUCUUUAAUAUAAGCUAUUGCUAUAGUAUACUUAUACUAUAGUUGGUAAUAUGAUCAUAACAUGAAACAAAAUCUGUACUAUUAUCUCAAUAACUUACCCUAAAACACCGAGAAGCGUCCCUUCGUUUAAAAGUCCUUUUAAGUAUUGUCUAUUUUUUCUAUCUUUCUAACUCAGCCAUUUUAUACUUGAUUUCAAUUUGGUUUCAAUAAGGGGCAAUAGAAAAAAAAAAGUGCUUCCUGGAGUGCCUCAAGGAAAACUUAAAAAAAAAAAAUUAUCAAACCUUUUUAUUUUACCAAACAGCAUCUUCAGCAACAUCAAUUCAGAAAUUGGUAAAAUACAGCAUCAAAUAUCCAGACAUGUACAUGCACGAUGACCCGCACAAUACUGUUUACCAUUUUUUUUUACAUAUAUUUUUCCAAAUCAAAACGUCUAAGAAGGGGGCGGCACGGUGGUGUAGUGGUUAGCGCUGUCGCCUCACAGCAAGAAGGUCCAGGUUCGAGCCCCGUGGCCGGCGAGGGCCUUUCUGUGCGGAGUUUGCAUGUUCUCCCCGUGUCCGCGUGGGUUUCC
This is a messenger RNA of Neoarius graeffei (lesser salmon catfish), 1534 nucleotides long. It is a transcript of the gene clxn, whose product is annotated as calaxin. Bases 29 to 694 code for a protein of 221 amino acids. Lineage: Eukaryota; Metazoa; Chordata; Actinopteri; Siluriformes; Ariidae. Gene Ontology annotation, molecular function: calcium ion binding. The transcript has 6 exons. The record is from RefSeq and is a predicted model, not a curated record.